Messenger RNA from Blepharisma stoltei, 2352 nucleotides. NCBI's taxonomy places the organism in Eukaryota, Ciliophora, Heterotrichea, Heterotrichida, Blepharismidae. The record is from the annotation of a GenBank genome assembly.
AUGGGUGGUUGCUGUAUUCGAAACGAUGACUACGAUGAAAUAAAGGAGACUGAUGAAAGCAUGGUAAGUCUCAACUCAAGAACAAAAUCAGCUGUAAAGGCAAUUCCUCCGUCAAAAUCCAAUGAAGAAAUCAUCAAUGAGUUCCUUUCAGAAUUUUACCAGUCCAUGCAUAAUGAGCAAAAAAUAGUUUCCAGUUUUAUUCACUCUGUCAUUGAGUAUCUAGGCAAUGCUGGGCAAUAUAUCCAUGAAAUAGGAAUCAACACAAAAAUCAAUCAAAUGAGAGACUCACAAGGUCCUGAAAAACUUAAAAAUUAUGUGGAGCUUAGGCUUGAAGAAACUGAAAUGGAGCAAAGGCUGAUCGAGCAGCUUGUGGCAGUUGCUGAAAGACUUGUAGAAAUUGACAAAGAAAAAGCAGAUCAGUUAAAUGAUGAAUUUAAUUUACUUUUUACUCUUAUCGAUGAAAAUAACCCCUUAAAAUCCCAAAUUGAACUGUUGAAAGCAAAAGAGGAUGAAUAUUUAUCACAAAAAGGUGUGAAUUUAGCACAAACUGCUCUAAGACUUGUAAAUAGAAUUAAGCUUGAAAGAGAGUUAACGUCAAUUAAACUUCAGCUUGUAGAGAAAAACCCAGGCACAGGGAUGAUUGAGAUCUCAAAACUUCGAGACAUUGAAGAAGCUAUAGAAAAAAUGCUUAAGCUAAGUUUCAAUAUUUUCUAUCAAGUUGAUUUUGUGCAUUAGCUUUGCAUAAUAAAUAGAGACCUAAUAGCAUUGAAAAAUAAAUUUUGUAAUAGAAUUCAGCCUAGCUCACUCCCCCCCCCUCCGUGAGUGAACAAAACCAUUAGAAAAAUCGCUAUUUUUUGCCCCAAAAACCCACCCUCCGUGAGUGAACAAAAAUUUUUUUAAUAGAAAAAAUUUUUAUUGAAAAAAAUUUAGAUAUAUAAAUGAUAAUUAGUAUAAUGAAAUCUAGAGCUAAUUCUGUUUUAAUUUUAAACGAAUUGCUUUUUUAAAACAUAAAUUUUAUAAAUUAAAUUAAUAUUUACUUUCCAAUUUUUGCGAAUUAGGAUUGUUUAAAUUUCGAAAAAACAUAUUUUUUAUAAAAUUUAUACAUAAAUUUUUUAAAAAAAAAAAUAACCCCCCUCCGUGAGUGAACAAAAUUUUUUUAUUCACUCACGGAGGGGGGGGAGUCAGUAUAAUUUGCAGAAGGUGUCUGAAGAAACUUCUGGGUCAAUUUAUGAAAAACUAGAAGAUUUGAAAAAGUCUGCAUCAGAAGCAUACGCAUUUAAUUCUGAAGACCUCCUGCAUUCAAUAAAGCAUAAAUCUGAAAUAAUUGUAAAUAUUCAAACAGAAGUUGCAAAUUAUUUCAAUGAAAACACUAUAGAGAGCGAAAUCAAAGCAUUGGAAAGUAAAAUCAAGCGUGUAGUUGAAAAGAUGGAUAAUUCAAGAAGAACACAUUUGCCUGUUAUAGAAAAAGCCUUUGAGGUCAAUGACAAAUAUAAUUCAUUGAGCUUUCAUCAAGAAGAAAUAAAGCACCAUAGAGGGGCAUAUAAAUCUGUCGCAGAUUUGCGUGAAAAGAUACUUAAGCUACUUGACAGCUUGUCUGGUCAAGAUGAAUAUUUGCAUAAAGUUGCAGAAGGAAUUAAUACAGUCAGAGACAAAUUUGACAAUCUUGACGCUCAAAUUCAAGACUUAAUUAAGCAAGAAAUUCGAGAUUUAUCUAACACAAUUUCACUAGAAAACUCUGAACUAAGAGAAAAUUUAGAAAAAAUUAAAUCAAUUUCUGGGGAACUAGAAAUUGAUUCUUCGAGUGACAUCAUUCAGCAUUUAUCCCAAAUUGCGGGUAGGAUGAAAAUAAUGGAUAGCAUUGAUUCACUUAGAAGAAAUGCAAGAGAAAUAUCUAAUAAAGAAAGCAUGAAACUUAGAAGUUCUUUUCAUGAAAUGAUCAGUGAAAUAGAAUCGAAAAAAUCACUUGCAGAAUCUGAACAAGAGCAAAUGCAGACAAAAUUGGCUGCAUUAGAAGGAAACGCUGAGAGAGAUAAAGAACUUAUUAAAAAAUAUACUCAAUUAAACUCAGAGCUUGAAUUAGAAAACACAAAACUCAAAAAUUCUUUAUCUACUCUCAGUGUUGAAAGUGAAGAUUUCACAGACAAAAUUUCAAGGCUAGAAGAAGAAAAUGAAUCUUUGGAGAAAAAUGAGAAAAAAAUUAAGAAAAAUUUAAGAGAAAAGGAAAAUGAACUGAGGGAAGCAAAUGAUAGGAUAUCAAGUUUGGAAGAAGAGACUCAGAAAUUAAAGACAGAAGUCAAGAAAUUAAAAGAAACACUGGAGAAAAAAGAAAGUGAAGUUGAGAUCAUUGAAUAA